UUAUAAUUCAUAAUCUAAAAAUAACUUGUUUACCUAUAGACAUUUAAAAAACACACUUUUAUGAACUCUAUCUGUGUGCAAAGUUGUGUACGCAGAUGCUAGUAUAACAGACAUAUUAAAAACAUGGAGAACGAGAAUGUAUUGUUUUGGUCAAAAGCAGCUGGAACGUUCCUGGUAUCGUCGGCAGUGCUUUAUUUCGCCUGGAAAAAAAUAAUAAGCAAACCUCCCAAGAAGAAUUACCAACCCGAUACAGUAAUACUUCAUCAGAUUGGACGAGGGCAAUAUGCACCCAGUUUGACACCGUAUGCUAUUAAAUUAGAAACUUAUCUGCGCAUGGCAAACAUUCCUUAUGAAAAUGUACACAGUUUCUAUACUCCCAGCAAAAAAGGAAAAGUCCCAUGGAUUGAAUAUAAUGGAGAGGAAAUUGCAGAUUCUGAAUUUUGUAUAGAAUAUUUAAAUGAUAAACUAGGAAUCGAUCUGAAUAAAGACUUCACAGCAAAGGAAAGAGGAAUAGCAAGAGCUUUCCAGAAAAUGGUAGAAGAAAACACAUACUGGGCAUUAGCAAUGGAUAGAUGGGUGUUUGAUAAGGACUGGACAGCUUGUAAAGCUAUGAGAACUCCAACAUUGAUUGCUUAUUUUAUCAGACGGUCAGUGAGGAAAGAUACGUAUGCCGUUGGUAUUGGACGACAUAGUUCAGACGAGGUGUACCACAUUUUGGAUCUUGAUUUAAGAGCUUUAUCAGACUUCUUAGGUAAUAAAAAAUUCCUGCUAGGGGACAAGCCAUGCCAGGCAGACUGUAGUGUAUUUGGUAUGAUUGGCAAUGCCUACUGGCAAUCGUUCGGAAAUCCAGCAGAAUCAGCAGUCAAAAAAUAUAGAAACUUGUGUGACUAUUGUCAAAGGAUGAAGGAAACAUUCUGGCCUGACUGGGACGAAUGUAUUUCUCAUGGAUUUACAAAAGAGCCAACUAAAUGAUUUUAUAAAUAGCUUCUCUGUAUAAUACAUGACUUUGUAUUAUAGCUUCUCUAUAUAUAAAUGUACAUCUUCGCAAGCCAAGGGUUACGAUCCAUUUCACUCAGGGAAGUGGAUCGUUACCCUCGGCUAGCGGAGAUGAUAAAUGUAUGAAAUCAUCACAACGUGGAAUGUUGUAAAAAUGAAAUAAAGUUUUGGCUUUUCUA
Messenger RNA from Mytilus trossulus (common blue mussel), 1175 nucleotides. Its product is annotated as failed axon connections homolog. Bases 124 to 972 code for a protein of 282 amino acids. The transcript has 6 exons. Gene Ontology annotation, cellular component: cytoplasm. The record is from RefSeq and is a predicted model, not a curated record. NCBI's taxonomy places the organism in Eukaryota, Metazoa, Mollusca, Bivalvia, Mytilida, Mytilidae.